Messenger RNA from Scylla paramamosain (green mud crab), 4224 nucleotides. Its product is annotated as muscleblind-like protein 1. NCBI's taxonomy places the organism in Eukaryota, Metazoa, Arthropoda, Malacostraca, Decapoda, Portunidae. Gene Ontology annotation, biological process: regulation of RNA splicing. Gene Ontology annotation, molecular function: metal ion binding; RNA binding. The record is from RefSeq and is a predicted model, not a curated record. Gene Ontology annotation, cellular component: nucleus.
GGCAACUUCUCACGGGCGGCGGCGGCGGUGUGCUGGCGGCGGCGGCGGCGGCGGCGGGGGUUGUCCAAGUGGCCCUCAGUCUGUGCUGGGACGCUCGGGAAGCUGUACGUCGCUGGCGCCUCUCUCUCUCCGCGAUAGCCUUGCUUCUGAGACCCUCUUGGAGAGUGCCGCCGCCGCCGCCCGACGCCACCCAGCCACCAGCUUGCUUCCUGGCGCUCCACCAGCCGCCGACUGACUGACUGCUGAUCGCUUCUCUCUCUAAACCAAAGCAAAAACAAUAAUAGGCCGUCCUGGACCCAGCCAACGCCUCCCUGUGGUUGACCGCUUGUUCUCCUCCUCCUCCUUCUCCUCCUCUUCUUCCUUCUACUUCGCCUCCUCCUCACUCUGUCUGUGUCCCGACGCCCCGAGGCUUUCCUGCGCUGCUUUAUGUGCGUGUGCGUGUGAGCGUCGCGGGUGAUGUGGACCUAGUCGACGGCCGACCCUCGCCACCACCUCCACCUUCUCCUCCACCGCCCCUCCGACGCCGCCUCCGCCGCCUGCCUCACGAAGCCGCCGCCACCGCCGCCGCCGCCGCCGCCCCGCCCCGUGCCCUCCGUUGAGAGAUUGUUGAAGGCGAGGUGAGGCUCCCGCAGGAGUCUCGAGCACCGGCCAGCUGGAUCCUUCGGCCGCCGCCGCCGCCGCCGCGCACAGCGCCCCCCUACAGUGCCAUGGUGAGCCCAGGGGUGCCCAACAUGGCCAUGGUCAACGUGAACAACUUCCUCAACGUGAAGGACUCCCGCUGGCUGCAGCUGGAGGUCUGCCGCGAGUUUCAGAGGAACAAGUGCACCCGGCCAGACACUGAGUGCAAGUUCGCCCACCCUCCGCCCAACGUCGAGGUCCAGAACGGCCGCGUCACCGCCUGCUACGACUCCAUCAAGGGUCGAUGUAACCGCGAGAAGCCACCGUGCAAGUAUUUCCACCCUCCACAGCAUCUCAAGGAUCAGCUUCUAAUCAACGGUCGGAACCACCUGGCUCUCAAGAAUGCUAUUAUGACCCAGAUACAAGGUCUUAGUCCCGGCACCCCAGUUGUACCUGGCACUAUACCCCUUAUCCAGCCUCCCCACCUCGCUCCCACCAGCCCACUCCGGCCGCCCACCCUUGGUCUAAGCUCACAUGAGGCGUGUUGUGUCAUGAUGGGUCAGCAUAACUCCGCGCCUUACCUCCCCGGCAUCCCCACCAUGAGCAACUUCAAUCCCUACAUCGCCUCCUCCCCCGUUAUGACGAUGGGCGUGACUGAUGGGGCAGUGGCCUCCCCCAUCACUGGCGUAGUCCCCCAGCAAGCCGUCGUGCCUGCCCAGAAGGUGCCAAGGACUGAUCGACUAGAGGUGUGUCGAGAGUUUCAGCGCGGGGCGUGCAAGCGACCUGAAGUUGAGUGCCGGUUCGCGCACCCCGACCAUGUGUGCACGAGUGACGAAGGCACAGUCACAGUUUGCAUGGACGCUGUCAAGAGCCGCUGCUCCCGAGAACCCUGUCGCUACUUCCACCCUCCCCCGCACCUGCAGGCACAGCUCAGGGCCAGCCAGGGCCGCGUCGCACAUCACCAGGCCGUGCCCGGGGCUGCUGUCGCGGCCGCGGCCGCCGCUGUGCCCCUGGCGCCGCCCCCACCGCUGCCCGCCGCAGCCGCUGCUGCUGCCGCCGAGCUGGGCAAGAAGCGCGGCCGCGACCCCGGUGACGAGCUCCUCAUGGCGUUCCCUGGGAUGGGCGUCCCCUACAAGCGUCCCGCCGGGGAGAAGUCCGGCAUGCCAGUGUACCAGCCGACGGGCAGCGCCGCCUACCAGCAGGCCCUCAUGCAGCAGCUCAGCGGCCAGAGCUUUGUGCCCGUGUCAUGUGAGUAUGGCGGGGGAGUGGCCCUGCCAGGGCCGGGGGGCCAGGUCGAGGGCCACGACACCACCACCUCCACCACCACCUCCACCGCCGCUAACAACCACCACGCUGCUGCUUCCUCCGCGCAACCCCCCACCACCUCCUCCCCCACCCCCACCACCACCACCACCAGCUCCCCCCCUUCCUCCAGCAAGGCCCUUCACUCCUCCUCCUCUUCCUCCUCCUCCUCCUCCUCUGUGGGCGGGGGGGAGCUGGUCCCGGCCUCCCCUGUGGCCCUGGGCACCCAGCAGCCGGUCAAUGUCUUCUACACAGGCUAUGCCCUCAGCAAGGGCCUGCGCCCCCAGCUGAGGGCCCCUGCCAGCCACCAUGGCUCUGCCAUCAUGGCCCCCAUGGCCCACCCAAUGACUGCCAUGGGCUUUGCCCCGCCAGGUCUGCCAUCCAGCACCCUGCCAAGCUUCAGUCCCAGCAUGGGCACCCCCAUCACCAGCCUGAGCAUGCCGCCCUUUGUGAGCAGCAGCCAGCAGCUGAUGACCCCUGCCAUGACCACCAACCCGCUGGCAGCGGCAAGCAUGGGCAUGGGGCUGGGCGGGGCAAUGCACCCCAGCCUGGGGGGCCUCACUGCUGGCAUAUCCCCCAGCAUUAGCGGCAUGACCGGCAUGACCAGCCUGGGCGCCCUGGGGGCCGGGAUGCCACUGGUGAUGCCCCAGACCCACAUGUCCUCCCUGUACCCCUCCCCGUACACCAGUAACACCGCCUUUGCCCAGGGUGGGGAGCAGCCCAGCAAGAGGCUGAAAACUUCCUAAGCGUGUGUGUGCAUGUGGGUGGUGCGGCCGCGUCCUCCCUCGCUCCACACGGCGACGCCAGCUCUAGUGGACUCUAGUCACGCCACUACUAACAUCUACUAGUGUCGCUCUAGGACACAGUAACUCACUAACUGGCCCUCUUGAGAUCGCUGACGCAGCACGUGUACUGUUGUUGUACCUCCCUGUUGGCGUCCUUGUUUGUCGAGGUUUUACACUUAAUGAUUUUUAGCCUUGGUAAAGUAUUUGAGACACAAUAGUCGUCCAUCAUAACUGAGACUCCCCAAGUCUUUUUAUUUGCUUUUAAUUGACACGGCAGAGCAGACUUGCUGCAUGUGCGCUGGUAACCGGGGGUGACGCCUGCAUGGUACCCACUACCCAGCUCCACCGUGUUUGUGACAUGUGAUGCACGGAGACCGCACCCCCCGCCCCACCCCGCCCCAGCCCUCCCUGCCAUGGCAGGAGGGCCGGGGCAGGGCACCAUGGAGGGGGAGACGAGGUGGUUUCAAAAGUAGUCAGUACCAUCAUGGGGUCAGGGGGUUAUGUCACACUUACCUCCUUAGCUUUCCUUCCCUGCUUGCCCCCAUAACCCCCUGCUUGCCCCAACAGUUCACCCCUUCACUUGCUCUCUCCACAGCCCCUCCCCCUCCUGGGUGCCCCACAACACCCUCCCUCCUUGUGGAUCCACGACAUACAUCCCUGCCCCCCCUGCCCACUCCCCAGCCCCACCCACCCCUGUACUGCCCACCUCAACCCACCCACCACCCAAGUUAGGGUCCUUCGCCCAUUUGCUUAUUGUACCAGCCCCACCCCUCCCAUUCCCCGUCCCUCACCACCCCUUGUGUCACUCCUGUGUGUUGCCCCAGUCCCCCUGGAAGGCCGGGUCACUGCUGUACUGCCCCCCCUCCCCACACCCGGCCACUUGCCCGUCCUAUCUGCACUGCAAAGACUCCAGUGAAGUUGUUUUCUAUCCGUGCCGCCCCACCCUGCCGGCCGUCCCGCCCCGCCGCCCCGCGCCACCACUCACUGCAAAAUCUGGCUUGGCCGACGGUUACUGUGGAUUUCAUUUGCAUGUUGAGCUUCAGGAAGAGAGGGAGCGCAGCGGGGCGGGGCGGGGCGGGGCGGGCGGGGCAGGGCAGGGUGGGUGCCGUCUCCGUGUAGUCCCAGCAUUCCCAGUACUAUUGUAGCACUACCGUGCCAUGCUCACGUCCCAACUUGAUGUGAUGGUAACUCUAGGUAUGGGUCGUGUUGAUGUGCCUGUGUAAUGCUUCCCUCUGGUAGCGGCCCGCUGGCGCCGCCACGCCCGGCCUCACCACACAUCUGCUCUGUCAGACAUCAUCAGUUUUUGUUGGACUGCUCUCAUCUUUUGUCUUUUAUGUAAUCCUAUUGAUUCUGUUUUUAUCAUUAUUAUAUUUGCUAGCUUUUAGUGCUUCUCCAACAUUGGUCUGGGUAUCCAGUAUGUGUACCAUCUGCCUGUGUACUUCGGUCCUUUAACUGAUACAGAAAUACUGGCCUAUGUAUAAGGAUAUUUUUAAAAAUAAUAAGUCUGUAGAAUGCAUGA